Molecule: messenger RNA, 5751 nt
Organism: Parnassius mnemosyne (clouded apollo)
Lineage: Eukaryota; Metazoa; Arthropoda; Insecta; Lepidoptera; Papilionidae
Source: the annotation of a GenBank genome assembly
AUGUCAAUAUCUCACGAGCCCAAUGCCACGUUCGCUGAAUUAGUGAUCACUAAUGUGAAACCUGAUGAUGAAGGAGUUUACCGGUGUGAGAUCACCUACCUUCAAGUUGGGGAGGAUUGUAACACCGUGCAGGUCACCGACUUCCACACAUACAUUAAACCAAAAUCGGUGGAUUUGAGAACUGGCGACGGACAGGUUCUGGCUGACGGCGCUGUCUUCGGACCACUUCUGGAGAGGACAAGGAUCAACAUAAGCUGCGUUGUGAACGAAGGCAAGCCACAGCCUAAGGUGGUGUGGUACUUCAACGGAAAGGAGAUGCUGGAUGCUCAAACUGAGACUCCAAACAAGUCAACAGUGCAACACAUUCUACCCAUGAUUGUAACCCGUGCUGAACUCCGUGGUGAACUGAAGUGUGUCGUGUCUUCCGCAGCACUAGACGAGCCGAUUGUAAAACGGAUAGAACUGGAUGUCAAAGUGCCACCGAACAAGAUCUCAAUAACGGGCGUCGGAGAGCACGCAACACAAGGCACACUGCUGACACUGAUGUGCGCGGUGUCCGGCGCCAGACCAGCGGCCCGUAUCGAGUGGUACAACGGCACACAAAAGUUGAUAGCUGAAGAUAAUAACAUUCAGGUAUGUAACUUAUUCCAUCAUGAACUUAAUUCGAUGACCAGUGACUCGACGUUCGAGACGACGUCCAAUCUGACCUUCAAAGCGACUCGCUUCGAAAACGGACGUAAAUUCCGCUGUGAAGCCAUCAACGAUGUCAUGAUAGAAACGAAGGAGCACCCUAUACACGCCACGAGAGAAUUGGAAGUUUGGUAUCCGCCACUCGUCCACUUGGAGCCCAAAAACAUAACAGUGGUAGAGGGCGCGAAAAUUCUCCUGAAGUGCGAAUACGAGAGUAACCCAUCUUCUCUCAACGAAGUUAUUUGGUAUAGAGAUGGCAAGAAACUCAACGUGAAUAGUUCCCACUAUGAAGGUGGGACUACGGAUCAGCACGCGCUCAUCAUCGUCAACGCCAGGGGAGAGGACAUGGGCAACUACACCUGCUUGCUCUCCAACAUCGUGGGCAACGGGACCACCAACGAGACCAUUGAUGUUAAUAUUCUCUACAAGCCGCAAGUCCGACUAAACAUGAGUGAGCAAAGCCCCAUCCUGGAAACUGAUCACAAGAACGUCACCCUCACCUGUCAAGUAGUAUCGGGAAACCCGCCGAUCCUGGACGAGGUUAUAUGGUAUCUGGAUGGGGAGAUCCUGAAGCAUUUGCCAGAAUGUAACGGCACCAAUGAUAGCCUAUGUAAUGACGUGGACCCAUCAAUGCUGCUCCUCCAAGAUACCACUAAGAGCUUCCAUGGAAACUAUUCGUGCAAAGGCAAGAACUAUGCGGGAUGGGGCAGCGAGAGUAAGAAGACGGAAUUAGUCGUUAACUAUCCUCCGGGGCCAGCUAAACUCACAUACUCCCCCUGGCGAGUUAUAAAAGGACAGUCAUUAAUUUUAAGCUGCAGCGUACAAGAGAAAGGGAGACCUGAAUCUAACAGAUUCCGCUGGCAUCGUGGCGGUCGUCUCGUUAGCGACAUAGUGUCUGCGAACUGGACCAUUGACCCGGUCACCUUGGACCACAGAACCAACUUCUCUUGUCGCGGGAACAACACGGGAGGUGAAGGGGAACCGGCCUACGCCACAAUAGAUGUGCUCGCCCCGCCCAGUUUCAAAUACGCAAUGAAUCACUACAGUGGUGCGUUGUACAGAUCUCAGAACAUUUCGCUAUCCUGUACAGUGGAGUGCGCCCCCCUCUGCAGUGUGCAAUGGCUGAAGGAUGGUCAGGUCAUCGACCCAGACAAGACCGACAGAUACUACGUAGUCGAAAGGAAAAUAGAGCCGCAAGUGAAUAGAAACGAUUUUGAAGCCACAGAGUCCACUUUGCACUGGAACAUGUCGGCGUGGCCGGGCGGCGUGCUGUCGCGCGCGGCGGACGUGGCGCGCUACACGUGCCGCUCGUCGCGCAACGCCGCCGGCCCGCCCGUCAACAGCACCACCAAGUUCGCCGUCGAAUAUGAACCCGAAAACAUCACGGUGACACCGGAAACUGUUUCCGUAAUAGAGAACAAAAUUCCUGGGAAAGUCGUGUGUUCAGCAAAAGGUUUCCCAAUGCCUAGCUACACCUGGCGUCGGGAGCAUCCCAGCAAGAACCUAGGAAAAGACCACACAAAUAACUCCUUAAUUCUCUCCCCGUCGAACACUCUACUCCUGGGUCCUGUAACGAAGAAAGAUGGAGGCAACUACAUCUGCGAAGCGUACAACAAGCACGGUUCCGUCACCACCUCAGUAUUUCUGGAUGUUAUGUUUGUACCGGAAUGCGGUAUAAAGCAAUCCGUAAAGGACGGAGAGCAAGUUCUCGUGUGCACUGCACAAGCAAAUCCUGCUGAGGUAACCUUCUUUUGGAAGCUUAAAAACGACAAUGACAGCCUGACAGAUGAGAAGAUCUGGCAAGUAGGCCUACAGAGCUACCUACGCCUCAGCCCUAGCGUGGAAGUCUACCGGACCUACAAAUGCUAUGCUAAAAACUCCGUCGGAAUUUCUGAGGCGUGUGAGAGAGGCGUUGAAGGUAAUAAGGUGUGGUGGAGAGACCAGUACAAGCUCCUGCUAUUCGGUGGCAUCGCACUCGCUGUUUUAGUCAUCACCGUCAUUCUCUGCAUCAUCAUUAUUUGCAUUUGUAGGAGAAUGAGGGCCAAAUCUAAGUACAAUAAUCCUGUGGAAUUAGAGGAACGUGAGAAUCCGGAUGGUAGCUGUUUAAACGAGGUGUCUAUAGCUCAGUCAAUCAUAUCGCAAGCUUUGCCCGCUUUAUCGCCGCGCAUCAAUCUAUCAUUUAGCCCCAAAUCAUCAGAUCGGACCCGGCUAGUCGAUUCGCAAAGCUAUCCUCACAAUUUAGAAAUGAACAGAUUUAAAGAAAGAACCAAUAGCAGCAGCCUGCAAGCAAGUUUAUCACAGUUAGAGGCAACUAUCAAUUCAAAUAAAUCUACAAACAGAUUUGAUGAUACUAACAAAAUUGAACCACUGAACGCUGAAAUAAAAAAUGAUCAAAAUAAGCCCCAAACUGUUGUUACACCGAACAAAUGGCCCUUGAAACCGGGGGUUUUAGUGCACGUUAACUCAAAUCAUACUUUAAGUCCAAAAAAUCAAGCUCGACUUCAAACCACAACUGUAACCAAGACUACAGAUAAAGAAGAAAGUAAUUUAGGAUUACUAGAAAGAAAUCAAGGUAACGUAACAGAGAGCAAUAAGACACCUCCUAAAGUCGAAUACUCAAAGAAGAAUGGAAAACCAAAAAGACAUUCACACAACGUUGUGUCAGGAAUCAUUAAAAAUUUCCGAAAAAAAAGUGACAACGGUUCAGACGACGAGAGUGGAAAGUACAAGAAAAUUAACAAAUCUAACAGGAGAGCUGUUUCAUUAAUGAAUUUGGGUAAGGCCGGAUACGGUCUUCCCAAGAAACGAAUUAGGUCAUUUUUCCAAAGUGAAACGCCGAAUGUUAUUGUUACUGAAGGAGUUGUGUCGUUUAAAAGACCAGAUAGAAUUGCUCCAACAAAUGCUAAUGUAGAGUGUAUUAACGACUCUAAUUCAAGAGCCGCCAGAAAAAGGAAAAAGCCAGGAGACAGCCCACCUACGAAUGGCGUAGAUAAUGCGGCAAAUGGUAAUUUAGGAGCGGAAAAUCCAGGUCUCUACGAGAAUCUUCCGUUCCACGGUCUACAACAACCACCUAAUAAGCCUGUGCAAGCGAUACAGCCCAGAGUUGUUGAUCCCAACCAAAAAAAUAAUAAGGGGAUAGAGACACUACAAAAACAAUUGACAACAAAUCCAUCUUUCACUCCAAGGAUUGUAUGCCCGCCAUUUGUACAAAAUGCCAUAAAUUAUCCAGUAACAUCGUUAACAAACACACAGUGUCAGGCUACGUAUGGAAUUCCAGUGUUAUCACCAAUUCAACAAAUGUAUCCAUUACACCAAACGGUGUUGCUUAAUCCGUAUCUACCACCAAUGCAACCAUCAUUUCUAAAACAAUUUCCAACUAUUGACGAAGAGGUAGAACCAGACACAAGAAGGUUUAGCUCGCUAAACACUCGAAAUAGUAAAAAACCUCCUCGGUUUCAAUCGAUGAGAAUAAUCAGAAAAAGGAAUAUAGAAAGAUUCUAUCCAAACACCGAAUAUGGAGACAACUUCAAUGAAAUUAACAACAACAAAAAUAAUACAGACAAUUCUGAUAACGACCGAGAUGUAUCGACAAAUGAAGAUACAAUUUACGCAAAUUAUCCAUCUUUACUUAAAAUAAAAUCCAACAUAAGUGGCGUAGAGCAGUUUGAGAAUUUAACUGAUUCCAUCGAGGUUUACGAAGAACCCAAUUACCAUUUGAACCUAUCAACCAAUUCUCUCAACAAACCGAUACCAGCUCCACGAAAAAAAAUAUCGCCAUUCAAUUCACCACUUAAGUCCGAUCAUGUAUAUGUCAACUUAUCUAUGCCUCUUAUUAAUACUUCAAACUUAAAAUCAGUUGACAUUGUUGAUGCUCCUGUACGAUCAUCAAAAUCUGUCGAAGACGUGUCGAAAAUUGAAAAAUUUCCAAUUCGUAACGCCAGAAGUAAUUUAAGCAUAGUUAAAAAUAACACACCAGAAAAUGAUAAAACUGACAACGAUGAAACUAAGACUCUCAGUAAAAAAAUGAACAUCCAAAGCAUAGGCACAGAUAUCAAGAAACCAAAUAUUGUAGCUGCAACACCAAAAAGAAGCACAGCAACCGCUUCUGUUAUAUUACCUUCCACUUCCUUAGUGAAAUCAGUAGUAAGCCAAUUAAAUGAUCAAGCAGGGAUCAACAAAGUAGGAUUACCAAAAAAGCAAGUUAUAGUGCCGAAUAAAACUUUACAAAUACCAAAAUUGGCUGAAAAGCCUAUACCAAAAAAGACAUUAGUUAAACGUAGUAAUUCAGUUCAAAGUAACAUAACCAUAAACAGUGAUAUUGCUCAGAAUACUAACAUACUUCAACAGCAAUACAUGCAAAAAAGAAAUCAUUUUACUAACUUAAGCUCUAAAGGAAAGAAUAAGAAAAAUUUUCAAAUACCGUUACAAAAACAUCACAGUUUCUGUUAUUUUCAACCGAUUAGAGUCGACAAACGGAUCCCCGUUGACCAAGAAAGAUCAUAUAACAAUACAAUAGGUCCUGUUAUAUACCAAACGGGGGAUGUUCAAUAUUAUACAAAAACAUUAAACAGAACUAGAGAGAAGAACAGUCAAAAAUUAAAUCGCUUAAAAAAAUCUGAAAGUCUACGAGAAAAAUUAUCCUGUGUUGGAAUCUACGAUAACUAUGAGAAGCCAAAUUAUCCAGAACCAGAAUAUAAUGACUCUGAAAGGAAGUCAUAUUUGCAGCUCUUAAAAGGGAACUACAUAUCAAGUUCUUCAAGAAAUAUCAACCCAGAGCAUAACUGUAGCUCAAAUUUCAAUACAAUGGGUCCUAAAGACGAAAGACCCAAACACAAAAAAUUAGUGUACGCUGACUUAGCUCUAGGUAAUCAUAAUUUAAAAUUUAAAAAUACAGUCAAUUCAAAUAAACAUUUAUACGAUACCUACUCUAUAGGGAAUGCUGAUACUAAUAAGGAAACUAACAAUAGUUAUAAGAAUAAUGUAUUAAGCAGUCAGAGGAAAGGCAGCCAUCAACAUAAGAGUGACUACGCCACUCUUAAAUUUAACGAGAUCGACGUCUGA